AUGACAGAAUCGUCCACGGCCUUUGCAGAGACCCACUGGAUGGCAUCGAACGUGGACCCAGACGAAGUCUACGUGUUCCGAGUGACGGCUCGCAACGGCUACGGAAGCAGCGACCCGAGCCGAGACAGUCGGAAGUUCUCCGUGAACGUGGCCAUCCCGGAGUCUUCGGGCCACCACGCCGUUGUCCUCGGCGUCGUCAUCUCCGUUCUCCUCGCCCUCAUGAUCCUCGCCACCGCGAUCUUCUUCUAUUUGUUCAAGAGGAAAGAGGCGGAGAAGAAGAUGCUAAACCACGAGCUCAUGCAUCGAGACAUGGAGCUGGCAACGCUACCGGAAUUGCCCCGAGAUGGGAAUUUCAUUCAGGCCACGAAUGCUAUCUAUCUGGGCUCAGAUCCUCCAACGGACGAAGAAAUCGCUCUGUUGCCGCGAAUCGCCAAAGAAGACAUCACUCUCACUCACUUCCUCGGCAGUGGUGCCUUCGGCGAGGUCUACGAGGGUGUUGCAAGGAACGUUCAGGGUUUCGGUCCCCAACUAAUCAAGGUUGCCAUAAAGCAAUCAGCAACAAUGGAAGAUCUGUCAGAAGAGGACGAUAAUACUGGAUCCAGUGAACCUAAUGGCCACGACCUGAUGAUUCAGUGCUGGAGGUACGACCCAUCGGGUCGACCGUCGUUCGAGCACUGCUUGAACCAGUUGAAAGCGGCGAACCACAAGUUGGCUCAACACCCGGAGCAGCACGAGCAGAUCGGCUCGAGACCUGUUCAUGGCAAUGCCGUCCAUAAUCGCAACUACCUCGCCUCCACGUCCACUCCUCCAGGUCCAGGGUUCCAGAACCCCGCCUACGACGAGGAGGAUUCCUGGCCCCUUCAUUCAGGGGAUUCCUUACUGUCAACAGUGAGCAAUGUGAGCAACAAUGAUCGGACGCAGUUGCUACCUGAUUCCGAUCCAACUACGCCGACGACGACCGAGAUCCCAAAAUACUUGGACCUGGUCAGUGAAUCUGAAUCCACUGACGGCUACGAAGUUCCCAACCGUGCACGCGGGUCCCAUCCGAACCUGUCCCGCGUUCCAUCGGACACGGAACCACGGGCCUGCAGUCUCGGCAUUCGGACCAAUCCGCUAUACGGACCGUAUUCCCGCUUGGACCGCAAUUGCAACCUUAGGACUUGCAGUAGUGCGCUUCCGCCGUACGCAAAUGUGAGGAAGGCCAGAUCUAUAGAAGCCAGCGAAUCUUUGUGCUGACUGCAACCUACAGUGCUCCAACGUUGAUAUUUUUAUGUUGUCUCUUUUGGCUGAACGUGCCAUUGCAUGUGCGUGUUUGUGUUUUUACAAAUGCCAUAAAUAUUUGUUACCAG
Messenger RNA from Darwinula stevensoni, 1349 nucleotides. NCBI's taxonomy places the organism in Eukaryota, Metazoa, Arthropoda, Ostracoda, Podocopida, Darwinulidae. The record is from the annotation of a GenBank genome assembly.